Molecule: messenger RNA, 1645 nt
Organism: Episyrphus balteatus (marmalade hoverfly)
Lineage: Eukaryota; Metazoa; Arthropoda; Insecta; Diptera; Syrphidae
Exons: 3
Coding region: 173-1570 (465 amino acids)
Source: RefSeq, a predicted model, not a curated record
UGACAAGUUGGUAUCAACCGACGUAACAGCGAGUGGCCAUCAUUGCAGUGCUCAGGAAUAUUUCAAGCAAAAGAAGUAUACCGAUCUUGAGGACUACAACUGUGUGUGAUAUAUAUAAUUUCAAGUGAAUCAAAAAGUGUGUUUUAUCAUCAAAAAGAGAAAAAAACAAAAGAUGAAUUUAAUUUUUGUAACGCUUUUGGCAACAAAGCUUUUACUAAGUUCUGCUUAUCCAGCUGACGGCCUUGUCGAAAUUGAAAAACAAAGGCUGGUUAAAUUUCCAGAAGAAACUUUUCGAUUUGAAGAUGAUAACGAACAAAAAUCGUCCGAAGCCAAACGAAUUUUAGAAGAAAUCAAUAAAAUCAAUGUUGCAUUGGGCUAUGUCAAGAAACAAGAACAAAGUCCCUCACCAUCUCUCCUCGAUUCAAAUCAAUUCCUCUUCCCAAAACCUGCAUAUCAUCCAUUUCAUUCGCAAUCUAUAAAUAGUGGCAUUCUUCAGCCAUCAAUUCGAAAUUUGAACUAUUUCAGAAAUUCCUAUCCUCCUAAUCUAAGCUCCAAAUCCAUUAAAUCUCCUGAUUCUAAGCUUUACUUCUAUAAUUAUCGACACCCCGAUGAUUUGGAAACUGAUUUCCAAAAACCAGUUAAACAAUUUAUAGUUCCAACACAAAAUGAUAACAAUCUUCGUGAAUUUAAACUUAUCGACUAUAAAGUUGUGGGAGAUUACCAAGAAACUCCUAGAAAUACACAAGAAAAACGUUUGGAACCCAAACUGCGCUUGUAUUUUGUUCCGCGUCAGCUGAACGUUAACGAAAAAUCAAUGGACUAUCAUAAGAACGAAAAAUUGAUUAAAAUUGAAAAAUUGCCAACUAUUCGACCAUUUUCGAAGUUAUCAGCAGAAAAACAAAAGCUUAACACAAAACCUCAAGUUUCCAUUGGUCAAAAAUUUAUUACUUCACCUUCAACAACGACAACAACAACUCAGGCACCACCAACUGAGUCAUUGAAAACACACUUCGGCGGAUUUUUCAAACGUCCUAGUUCAGUGAACGCACAAAAUGUAGAAGUUAAGCCAGUCUUACAAUCUGUUCCGCUAGAGUUGCCACAAUAUUCACAACAACAAGUGAGACCCGAUGCAGUUACAAUUGAUAACUAUGAUUCAGACUCAUCGGAAGAAGGUGAUUACCCCCAAGAUAACGAAAAACACAUUUUCGCCGGACUACGCAAGCCUGAUAUGGCCGAAGUACAGAAAGAGGCUCUCAAAGAAAGUGGAAUCAUAAUACAGCGACUUAAGGUUCGAAAAGGCGGUAUAGCUAUUGCUGGCCCGGGUGGUGUUGCUACUGCCGGUAGUGGGGGAACUGCUAUUGUUGGUCCCGGUGGAUAUGCUCUAACUCAUCCUAGAAGUCUUACAAUUGCUGGUCCUGGUGCCAAAAUUAUCGCCGUUCCAGAAUCUACUGACUUAAAAGACGCCCUCCAACGAACAAACUCUGGCAGAAGUUUUACUGAUGAGGGCCAAUUAGUGGCUACCGGUCCGAUUGUCUAUUAUUCACCAGAUGAUAAUAGCCAAAUUCUAUAAUAAAUAUAAUUUUAGUUUUAAAUAAAAUAAAACAAUUAAAUUUAGUACAAUUCUCAGAGUAGGCGUAUUUUUAAG